UCCACAUCACUGCACUAUUCAUUAAUACUGUUCUGCUCACUUCUGUCGGCCUAUGUAGAGAUCGAACAAUGAAGAGAUACAGUCCCAGUAUUCACCAUUUUGCACACUUAGACAUUAAAAACCAGAUGGAAGAAUAAUACCAGAGUGAAGCUUGGGAUGUUCUGCUCUGCAGAUAUAUUGAUAUAUGGUCAUUCUUGCAGAUAAAUUAUCUAUUGUGUUUCAGUAUGUAACUUGACCUCUCUACCUCAGUCUUCCCUAAAUGAAUUAAUGUACACAGCACCAAAGUAUUACUACAAAUAGGAAUGGUUUGCUCAAGGAGUUGGUAGAGAUCAUAUCAUCUUCAUGUCCUCAAAGCUAUCCGUGGCAUACUAUUGACUAUAAAAUGAACUUUGUCUCUCAGUGUUAGGUCUCAUGUUGUUUCCUCUUGUAAUACAACAACUUUCCACUUGUGUGAUAUAGGUAAGCAAAUAAUCUUGUAGAGGCUUGUUUAACCAGGAGUCAGAAAUCUGAAACAUGAGAUUUUUCAGCGAUAGGCAGAGGCAGUCUUUGAGCUUAUGUGGGGAGCCUGCAAUCAAGCAGCUGGCAUUUAAAUACAGUGGUUGCCUGGAAGAAAGUCCCCAGGGCAGAAAUGCUGAGAAAAUGAAAUGCAGUAAGGAGUACACCUCACAAAUUAUUCAGGAUUGAGAGCAUUAGCAGAGCUGAACAAUGUCCUCAGGCACAUAUUAACAGGACAACAUCACAGGGCAAGUUCAAGAGUAUUGACAGGUCUUGUUAGGGAGCUCAGGACAUAGUUGAAGAGGUUUUGUAAGUGUGCAUGCAUGACGGGACUGUGUAGGGAGCUGCAGGCUGGGCUACUGGGAGGACAGGGAAAGAGAAGUGACAGCAGAGCUGAAAAAUGAAAGCAGAAUGCAAUGGACAGCCUGAGCGGGAGGGAUGCAAGGGACGAGAAUCUCAGAAGACAGAGGUUCGAGAUCUGAUUGCUUGUAAUUGAACAUGGCAGGAGAUGUGAAAAGAUUCACACGCAUGCUACUGGAAUGCAACAGCAAUGACAAGCUGUGUGUUGUGCGUGAAUAUCAGACUGAAGUGAUUGUUGUCCCAGCUCUCCUUGUGGGUUUUUUUGUCAUUCUGCUAACUGUGAUCCUUUGGCUGCAUUGCCGAGGCUUGCGAACAAGAACAAAGCGGGAGGAGUCAUCAUCAUCUGGACAACAAGCGAACAACAAGAACCAGCAGGAAUCCAGUUCACAAGAGAACCACUGUAUACAGCUGAGUGAGAUAUCUACAGAGGUCCUGCUAAGUUCUGCAUCCUUGACUCUGAAAGAACUGCAGAUACCACGGGAGAAACUCUCACUAGGCAGUCUGCAGAUAGUAAAACAUGGCCGUAAUGGGAGCUUCUACAGAGCAAAAUUGGAAACUGGGAACUCAGGGAAGACUAAGAGUGUCAUAUUGAAAGCCUUACAAGAUCUGGUUAGUCCCCAGGAAGUAAAGGAUUUCCUGGGAAGGAUUAAAUUCCAUCAAAAUCUUGGCUAUCAUGAGAACCUGGUUGAAUUGGUUGGAUGCUGUGUAGAUCAAUUCCCACUUUAUAUGAUAAUGGAAGAUGUAUCUCUUGGUGACUUGCUAAAGUUUCUAUGGACAUGUCGUAAGGAUGUAAUGAUAGUGGAUGGUGUCCCCUACGACCUCACUGAAAGGCAAGUAUACGAAGUUGGACAACAAGUUGCAGCAGCUCUGGCUUACCUUGAGCAGAAGAAGUUGUUCCAUGGUGACAUCGCUGCCAGGAAUGUCCUACUUCAGCACAACUUCACUGCCAAGCUCUGUGGUUUUGGGCUGGCCUAUAAAGCUCAUACAUAUGGUGCCAGCUCAGUCACAGAAAUGGUGUCAGUAAAGUGGCAGGCACCAGAGCGGCUUCUAAAGGACCCCCCUAGCAUCAAGGCAGACAUAUGGUCUUUUGGAAUUCUACUGUAUGAAAUGAUUACAUUAGGUGAUCCACCAUAUCCUGAGGUACGACCUUCUGACAUCUUGCCAUACCUGCAGAGACGAAACAUUAUGAAACAGCCCUCAAGCUGCCAGCAAGCCAUGUACAGCAUCAUGAAGUCUUGUUGGCAGUGGAAUGCAACUGAUAGGCCUUCUCCGUCAGACCUGAUCCAGAGCCUACAAACAGCUAUGAAGACCAGUAAUGACCAGAGAGUUCUGCAGGUUCCUGAGCUAGUGGUGCCUGAAAUCUAUGCUGAUAUCGCUGGUGUUGCAAUGGACAGUUUAGUGAGUGACUAUACUGUACUUUGAAGGACUCUUUCUCAUAUUAGUAAAAGAGAGGUCUCUAUAUUGCCUAUUCAAGACACUUGGCAAACUCAGAAUGAGAUGUUUAUGUAUAUACUUCAGAUCUGUCCUCCACACUUGAAAUAAUGAACUGGUAGUAGCAGUACUUUUAAAUUACCCUGCUGAUACCAUUUUGACAGUGGUCAUUUUAAAGCAAAAUGGAUUUAGGAAGCUAUAGAAAAUGCAAUGAGAAAUUUGAGUUUUAGGUUUUUUGAAAUCUCUAUCCAUUUUUCUUUCCCAUGAAACUGCAUCACUUGAAUAUUCAGAAGAUGAGGUGUCCAAGAGGAAUACGCUCUUGGGCACAAUCUUACUGGAAAAUGUGGACAGAGUAGGUAACAGAAAUGGAUGGCUUCCUGUCCUGCCAACAGUUCACAGGCUGGUUCAGCCCAGUUCUGUGACUAGCAGGCUGAGGGUACCCACAGACCCAUGUCCUGGAACAGGGAAAAGGGUGGGGAGAUGGGCCUAAAAACAAACAGCGACAGUAAUCUGAGGAGAAACAAACUAAUUUACUAAAAAUGAUAUCAAAAUGCAAGAUAACACGAUAUAAUGUAAUAUAAUACAGUGUAAUUGGAAUUGAGGAUAAUAAAUCAAAUAAAAUGAGAGUGUCCAAGAACUGAAGGCCUUACCCUAAGUAAGCUAAGGUGAUACAGUACCUGCAACAGAGAUGAGCCAGAAGAUCAAAAAAGAAGGUCCUGUAAAAACUGCAGACAGUUUUUAUUUUUCCCUCUGAGUAGAAAACAGUAACAGAACCAGCAAACAGUUUUUUGGGAGAUGUAGUUCCUCUCUUCUGGGACAGGUACCCAGAACUGGAGCAUUAACUCUUUAACUCCCAGUACACUACAUGAUGUUAUGAUGUGGAAUACUGAUAACAAAAAUCAUAAAACCAUGACACUGUGCAUUAUUUUCACAUUUGCUAAAGGCCUAUGUGAUUAACUUGCAUUAUUGCCUGUUAAGUGCUCAAUAAAUGUCUGGGAUCUCUCCAAAGCUUUGCAUGAAAGAAUAGGCACUGUAUAUUUUAAACAAAAUAAAAUGCUUACAUAUCUGUGA
Messenger RNA from Lagopus muta (rock ptarmigan), 3357 nucleotides. It is a transcript of the gene STYK1, whose product is annotated as serine/threonine/tyrosine kinase 1. The coding region runs from base 994 to 2277 and encodes 427 amino acids. The record is from RefSeq and is a predicted model, not a curated record. Gene Ontology annotation, cellular component: signaling receptor complex. Gene Ontology annotation, biological process: multicellular organism development; positive regulation of kinase activity; cell surface receptor protein tyrosine kinase signaling pathway. NCBI's taxonomy places the organism in Eukaryota, Metazoa, Chordata, Aves, Galliformes, Phasianidae. The transcript is spliced from 10 exons. Gene Ontology annotation, molecular function: ATP binding; transmembrane receptor protein tyrosine kinase activity.